Molecule: messenger RNA, 893 nt
Organism: Phragmites australis (common reed)
Lineage: Eukaryota; Viridiplantae; Streptophyta; Magnoliopsida; Poales; Poaceae
Product: mitochondrial pyruvate carrier 4-like
Exons: 6
Coding region: 317-646 (109 amino acids)
Biological process (GO): pyruvate import into mitochondria
Cellular component (GO): mitochondrial inner membrane
Source: RefSeq, a predicted model, not a curated record
GAUAGUUGAAUUCUGCUGACUUUACCGGAGGUUGAAGUCCAUUCCAUCCCCGAUUCCCAUCUCUGCCUGCCGCCUCCCACCGUGCCCGGCGUCUGCUGCCGCCUCCGCCUAGCCCGGACUCGCCGGCGGCAACCCCUCUCCGGUGCGCGACGUGUGCCUGUCGUGAUUAGUGAGCGUCUCCUCGUCCUCGAUCCCUCCGCAGUUAGUCGCAUCGGUCUCCUCUCAGCCCGUCGCUGGCGACCUUUUAUCACCGGGGGGCAGUAAAGCGAGUGCCAACAGUUUGUUCAAAAGGACAGAAAAGUGUGUGUUAGUUUAAAUGGCUUCGAAGCUCCAAGCCUUUUGGAGCCAUCCCGCUGGCCCCAAAACCAUUCACUUCUGGGCUCCAACAUUUAAAUGGGGUAUCAGCAUCGCCAACAUUGCUGACUUUGCUAAACCACCUGAAAAGAUAUCCUAUCCUCAGCAAGUUGCUGUGGCUUGCACUGGAAUCAUUUGGUCACGCUACAGCAUGGUUAUCACACCAAAAGACUGGAAUAUAUUCAGUGUUAAUGUUGCAAUGGCCGGUACAGGCUUGUAUCAGCUUUCACGUAAAAUAAGGCAAGACUACUUUUCUGAUGAAAAUGAUGCUGCUGCAUCACUUGAAGGAUGAUGACAACAUACAAGAAUAGUCGAUUGAGAAGAGAACCAUACAGCUUUGGAGUCAGUCUCAAUCCAUUCUGGGUUGUAGACACAUGUCAUUUUAUCCAAGAUAGGGAGCCGAUGUUUAUUUCCCUGUUUCUUCUGCACUCAUGAUCAGACCUAUGCGAAAAUUCCCAAAACCGGAAGAAUGUAUGGUAAUAACCUUUUAGCAUGCAAUUAUGAAAUAUCAUGCAAAUACAUGAAAGAACCUUUUAGCA